Molecule: messenger RNA, 13352 nt
Organism: Podarcis lilfordi (Lilford's wall lizard)
Lineage: Eukaryota; Metazoa; Chordata; Lepidosauria; Squamata; Lacertidae
Source: the annotation of a GenBank genome assembly
AUGGAAGACAAUCUUACUCGGCUACGAGUGAUCGCCAAAGAAGAAGAUGAAGAAAUGGCAGAAGGGGAGGCCGCUGUGGAAGUUGUGGUAUGUUAAUUCCAUGAGAAAUUUAUUCCUCACAUGUGCCAGGAGGUUGUGGUGCCAACCUGAGUGAAACAGGGUUGGGGGGGGGGAGCAGGCCCAUCUCUCCCCAGCCCUUCGCCCCCUCCUUCCAAGCCAGGGUUGGGCCAUUAUGUGCCCAGGCAGGAGCAGCGAUCAUUGGCAGCCAGUGGUGACGUGGGCAUGGGCAUCAUGGCAGGGGGGCUUGUUCUGCCCCUCUCCUUCCCUGAGUCAGCUGGCCAUGCACCCUCACCAGCGCUCAGGUUGUCUCCGCUGUAGUUUGGGGGCAGGUCCCUCUGGGGGCCCUAUGUCCCCACCGCAGGAGGGCCCUGCCUCCGCUGGCUUGCCUUCCCCUGCGCUGCUGCUGAGCUACUAUGUGCCACGCAGGAGGAGGGAUAUAGUGGGGGGUGGGGAGCAGGAAGGAAGCUGGGAAGGCAGAUGGGGGGGAGAGAAAACAUUGAGGGGACUGUGCCCCAGAGGAAAAUCAUUGGGGAGUGCCCACAGGACCCCUGUCCCCUAGAAUGGAUGCCUAUGCCAGGAGAAUACAAUGUCCUUCUUCCUUCGCAGGGCCAUGGUUUGGGAAAGGCUCCGGCCAAGCAGCAGCCCAGCGGCGCCAUGGGGAAACCCCAAAUGUGCAGGUAUGCUGGGACCUUCUGUGGCAGAGGAAGUGUUUCCCAGUCACCUUGCCAGCUGGAGGAGGAAGGCCUGAUUUAGAUAUUCCUAUAGUUUUACGGGGAGGGUUUCUCUGUGGUCCACCUGGGCAGGACAUGGGGGGUGAUUCUCUCCCAUGCCAACCCCAUAUCCCAAGGCUGGGCCGGGGCAGUUUUAGGAUGGCACGACCAGUGUGCUCACACUGGGCACCGCGCUGCAGAGAGUGCCAAAACAAUGCUGAAGAACAAAGGGGGCGUGCCGAAUCCUAUGGUCGUACAGGGCUCUGUUGACAUUUGAGAGCCCAAAGUUCACCCUUGGUUGGGCACAGUUCCAGAUUAAUACCUGUGGCAGUCAAAAUAUUGCUGGUCUCCUCGCAAAUUAUCUCCUGAUACCUUUUUGAUUUUACCAGCCAACAAUAUUAAUAAACCAAUUUUAUUACGGAAAACAGUAUUCAUUUUAAUCUGUUGUCACGGGACCCAUAGGCCGGUUCCUGCUCUGCCCAUUGGGCAAUGUGGCUCUGGUUGGGAAUGCUUCUGUGGAGAUGAAACGCGCCCCCCCCCCCAAUCAUUCUUUCCUUCAGACAAAAGCUGACAUGGUGUGUGGAACUGGACCAGGGGAAGAAGUGGCUCUCCUUGCCUUCUUAGCUCAUAUCUUUCUCUAAUUUCUGCAUCCCAUGAAAACGUCCUUCCUGAGAUUCUAGCCAACAUCAACCAGUAGUCUCAGCUACCAUAAUGAACCUUAGAAUAAAAGAGAUACAUGUUAUUAUCUAUAGAUUUAUCUUGAAAUCCUCCAACCAAUCAGACUAACUGAGCUUGUUUCUUCCUUAGGAGAGAGGCCGGCCAGAACAAGGGGGGAAAGGCUCCCACUCCAGUUAAGUGGAAAUGCCAGUUGAGUGCCCUAUAUGAUAGAAAUGCUUCCUUUCCGUUUCCCCCCUCCCUCAUGUACCAGUCUGAUGCUAGCACGUUGGGAACCAGGCGCUUGCUGAUUGCUCUGUUAUUUUUGCAGGGAGGGAGCCUUCCCCCAAAGUAUACCUUGUUCUCGCCAAAUCCCUGGAGAGACGUGAGGACCCUCAGGUACUGGGGCAGAGGGAAGGAAGGGGUCUCCGAGGAGUCUGCCUGCCUCCUCCCCCUCAGCCGCCCUACAGCUGAGGGGAAGGCAGCGGGCAGACCGUUUGGGGCAGCAUGGAGCCUAUGGGCGCCCAAGCCACUGCGUCACUCCCAGGAGAGAUGUGUGGCUCGGGCACGCUGCAGGCCCCGCGGUGAGUGCCACUGUUAACAACCAUUCCACCUGUCCUUGGCCACACUGUCCUUGUGGCUCUAAGCCCCAGAGUAGGCAUUCUGUGGGAAUGUUGAGGAAAGCCAAAGAGGAUAUAUUGAUUAAAUAUUAUCCCUCCACAUGCUAGUGAGCAAGUAGCAGAGCACAUUCCGUUCCACACUGCUGGAAGCAAGUUGAUGGAUUCGUUAGAAUCAUUUAAGUUAAGCAAUCCAGUCUGGCUUGUCCAGAUUGGAUUGUUCCUGGUAAACUUCCCCUUUAGGGGAAGGUAAAGGGACCCCUGACCAUUAGGUCCAGUCAUGGCCGACUCUGGGGUUGCGGCGCUCAUCUCGCUUUAUUGGCCGAGGGAGCCGGCGUACAGCGUCCGGGUCAUGUGGCCAGCAUGACUAAGCCGCUUCUGGCGAACCAGAGCAGCGCACGGAAACACCGUUUACCUUCCCGCCGGAGUGGUACCUAUUUAUCUACUUGCACUAUGUGCUUUUGAACUGCUAGGUCGGCAGGAGCAGGGACCGAGCAACAGGAGCUCACCCCAUUGUGGGGAUUCAAACCGCCGACCUUCUGAUCGGCAAGUCCUAGGCUCUGUGGUUUAACCCACAGCGCCACCCGCAUCCCUUAAUUUCCCCUUUAGUACCCUAUUAAAAACAAUAAUGACACAACAGUCUUCUUUUAAAAGUAAUGAUAAAGUUUACUUACAUUCAGUUCACAGUAUUGUCCUGAAGGCAGGCUUUAUCUUGUAGUUACAGUUACAGUUGUAGAGAAAAGAGGUCUGAGCUAGACCUCAGACUUUCUACCUUGUGGCUUCCAUCCUCUGUAAGGACGAGCCAUGUGCUGCUGGCUAAGAGCCAGAAGAGAGGAAGAUAGCUGCAUGGCUAGCCGUUUUAUAGGGUCUGCCAGGGUCAGGCCCAUCUACCUGGUCACACACAGGGGGAUGAGACUCCAGAGCAGGUAUGACAGGAAGUCCUCCCUGUCUGAAGCCACAUUCUUCUGAGUGUCCACUCUAGGCAACAGGAAAUGUUGUAUUUGACUGCUACGGUGAUGAUACAUCCCACACAUUCAUUUAGAACAGGUGUGCAAUUUCCCCCUGGAUACUAAGUGCUUAUCCUGACUUCUGUUUGCACCAUGCCUUCCAGGCACAGGUCUGCACUUUAAAGCAGGGGGGCGGGGGAGGCACUUCCCCAGGGAAAAUCCAUGUUUUACUGCUGAAUCAGAUCAAUUCACAGAAUCCACAGAAAACUUGAUUGUCAUUUGCUCCAGUUCAGGGGGAAACAAAACAACAACAAUACUCAGACAUAGAGCUUUAAAGCAUGCGUAGGCAAACUAAGGCCCGGGGGCUGGAUCUGGCCCAAUCGCCUUCUAAAUCCGGCCCGCAGAUGGUCCAGGAAUCAGUGUGUUUUUAUGAGUAGAAUGCGUCCUUUUAUUUAAAAUGCAUCUCUGGGUUAUUUGUGGGGCAUAGGAAUUCGUUCAUUUCCCCCCCAAAAUAUAGUCCGGCCCCCCACAAGGUCUGAGGGACAGUGGACCGGCCCCCUGCUGAAAAGGUUUGCUGACCCCUGCAGUUUAAAGUAUGGUCCUGUACCGAGAAAUGCGCCCCAAAAGGAAGUCUGGAUGAGCCCUUAAGACACGGAUUUCCAAGUAUAUAAUCAUCUGGAGUGGAAUUCAUCCAUAUUUGGGGAAGCAGAGGAGUUGCUGAACUUGCACAGGAAUGGCCAUCUGCAUCACUGUCGCUAUUCCUCCUUCCUGAAUCUAAUAUACCGUUUGGGGUUGUGCGCCAGAAAUUACAUGCUUGGCUUCUAAGGGCUAGUUCAUAUAUAUGCACAUCACUUGCUUCACCCACAGUCCAUACUUAUGUAUGAAGCUCCUAUAUACGUACACACAUACAUGCACACACUUGUAAUCAUAGGUGGUCAUCAAGUGAUGAAGGUCUGUUGAAUAAAAAGCAAAUACAGCGGUACCUCAGGUUACAUACACUUCAGGUUACAUACGCUUCAGGUUACAGACUCCGCUAACACAGAAAUAAUGCUUCAGGUUAAGAAUUUUGUUUCAGGAUGAGAACAGAAAUUGUGCUCCGGCGGCGCGGUGGCAGCAGGAGGCCCCAUUAGCUAAAGUGGUGCUUCAGGUUAAGAACAGUUUCAGGUUAAGAACAGACCUCCGGAACAAAUUAAGUACUUAACCCGAGGCACCACUGUAUUGCCGUAAUUUAGCUUUGAGUCAUGCAGGCCUGCAACAUUCUCCCAGCUGCAUUCGCGCUGGUUGCUCUCCUGGCAGAAUAAAUCUUGAAAACAUUCACAUGCUCACCAAGGAAUGUUCACCUCGUAAGAAGCGUCACCUUGCAUACUUUUCUGUCUCAUAAACUUGAAGGUCAAAUGAAACAUUCAUUGACAAAUACAGAAUAUGAAACAGUCUCAAAUCCAUGUGCUAACAGCCCACGAAAGGCAAACAGAUGGGGCAGUGAGUCAUGCGCCCUCCGUUUAUGGAUCUUUGGGGACUUUUAAGGCAAAGCCCUGUGCUGGUCACUGAAAGGGGAGUAUUCAUGUUCAUUUAAUUCAGAUUUCCAUUCAUAGAGGGUUAGCUGGGGAAGUAAUUUGAUUGCCAGCAUAUAAUGGUAGAGUGAAGAGCUGCAAUUUAAAAAUGAAAAUGCAGUCUCUAAGACCUUAGUAACAGUGAGGAUGCUUUCUGGAUUCAGCUAAAGCAAUGGCGAACUUUUUCCAUUUUGCCAGUAUCCUUUUUACGGAUUUUCUUCCAUGGUAAAAAUUAUACAUUCCAAAAAAAAUACAGAAGAAACAAAAGAUUUCCAAACCAAAAGACUGGUUUAUUUACCAAAUAAACAAAUAUAUAUAAACCCUUAAAUUCCUAAAGAAGACUUGUAUUAUUUAAAUAUUUUUGUUAAUUCACAAUUACUUAAUUUCUCCAUGUGACUUCCAACCUCCUCACUGAGGGUUCAUCCUUUUUUUAUUCUUAUUAUUAUCACUGCUUCCAUAUUCCUUCUCUCCAUUUCUUUCUUUAUUCUAUCUCAUGUGUUAUUUAUCUAACUUGCAAAUUGAGGAGUUUAGUCAAAGCAUGUCCAGGUUUUCACUUGUGGACAAUGUUUAAUUAAAUAUUCUUUAUAAAUUCCCCAUCCUUUUUUUUUUUUUACCUUCGAGUUGGCUGUCUCCUAAUUGUCUCUGUCAAUUUUGCUAAUUCGAGAUAUUCAAACAAUUUCUCCUGCCAUUCCUCUUUUGAUGGUAUCAUUUCACCUUUCCAUUUUUUGGCGAUCAGUAUUCUUGCUGCUGUUGCGGCAUAUAAGAAUAUUCUUCUUUUUUCCUUAGGAAUCUCUGGUCCCAAUAUUCCCAAGAGGAAGAAGGCUUCUGGUUCUUUUGUGAAAGUUUGUUUGAACAUUUUUUAAAAUUUCCUCGUUUAUCAUAUCCCAAUUUUUUCAAAUUUUAAUGCAGCCCCACCACAUAUGAACUUCUUCCAUUUUGAUUUCUCUUCUGAGAAAUCCCUGUACAUGGAUCACAGAGACUUUAAUGCCAAAAAGGAUCCUACUGGUUCUUUCUCACAGGCCUGGCUCCAGAUUUGGGUGGGCCCUGAGCAGGUUGCUUAUCCUUCCAAGUGUCCUGAUUUUCCAGGGACAGUCCCAGAAUUACAAAAGCAAUCCUGGCUUCUGAUUGGAUCCUGGAAUGUCCCUAUUUCCCCUGCCAGCACCACUGCCACCAAGCUCAAGGAGGAAGAUGAGCCAACACUUGUCCGGAGCGACGGCAGUGAUGGCAGUGGUGCCUGUGCAAGAGUAUCGCGUUACUUCUCCAUAGUCUCUCCAUGGCUGUCGCUGCUGGUCCCUGGAGCAGCUCCUGGUUGCUCUCCUCUGCACAUGUUCCAGCUUGUCAACAUCCUUCUUAAAUUGUGGUGUCCAGAAUUGGACACAGGAUUCCAGGUGUGGUUUGACCAAGGCAGAAUAGAGGUGUACUAUUACUUCCCUUGAUCUGGACACUCAGGGUCGUCUUAAGCAUAUCCAGUGCUGUGAUGCAAAGCUCCCUCCAGCGCCUCCCCCACCACCGUUUCCCAGAGUUUUUUAGGGAGGACGGCGUUGCCGGCGGGGCUGGAGGAGGCGGGCAGCAGCUAGAGGGUGGCUCCUCCAGCGGGGAAGAGGCGGAGGCUGGACACACGGUGCCUCCUGGUUCAGCUGGCCGCUUCGUGCCGUGGUGGCCAUGGCAGAUGGAGGCUCCGGGCGUGGCGCACCUUCAGUGUGGCAUGGCGGAGGCGGGCAAGCUGAUGCCAGGAGACGCCACAUCCAGCCUCCACCUCUUCCCUGGUGCCCUAUAGAACCUGGUGCCCUGGCACCCCGCGCCACUAGCCUCUAUGGGUAAGACGCCCCUGACUAUGUUGCUGCGGAUGCAGCCUAGAAUAGUGUUAGCUUUCUUCUUGCUGCUGCAUCACACUGUUGACUCAUGUUAAGCUUGCGGUCAAGGGAGAUGGCCUUAAAUUCAUAAUACAAUCAGGAUUUAUGACCUGGUGAAAAAUUGUAUACUAAACCAGGUAACUGAUGAAUUUCAGAAUCCCUGCACUCUGCUUCAAUGGGCACAAAACACUUGUUCCACUUUAGGGAGGGAUAGGCUUUCAUACAGGCAACUCUCAACUUUCUGGGCAUCCAUCCUCCACUGUGAGCAUGUGCUUCCUGUACUCAUUAAAUUUAUUUUUGAAAGCAUCCUUGCAUGGUCAGGCUACUCAAGUGUGUGUGUGUGUGUGUGUGUGUGUGUGUGUGUGUAUACGUCUACGGUGGGAGAUCUAGCAUAUGUGCCUUUCCCUCCAUAUCCACAUGUAUACAAGAUUGGGAUCUUGGCUUUUCCACCUUUGAAUUUUCCUAGCUGACAGUAUAAUAUAUCAAUGUCAUCCUGAGAGGGUAGCUUGACAACAAACAAAGUAGUGGUAAGCAAAAUAGACAUCAGAUAUUUUUGCAUCCAUUUCUAUGUGUAAAUGAACCCGCCAGACUAGCUUUGGCUCUUAUUUACGCUGUUGCUGACUUGCAGAAGUGGCUCUUCCAUGAGGUGGGAGCCUCCACGGGUGGAUUUUUCAGCACCAGCUCAGGCCGCAGAGAGGGAGGCUCAGUUGCCAAAUGAGACACAGUCCAUUUGGAAGUUCUCUUUUGAAAGCCCCAGUGAAGUGUGAGCAGUUUAUUUCAGUGAGGUUUGUGCAGGACAACUGUGCAGGGGUUUUGUGACGCUCCUUGUUACUUUAUGGAAGAGCUGUGCCCUCUUAAUUUUGGGGUCUUACUAAUAUAGUGGUACCUCGGGUUACAAACAUUUCAGGUUACAGACUCCGCUAACCCAGAAAUAGUGCUUCAGGUUAAGCACUUUGCUUCAGGAUGAGAACAGAAAUCGUGCUCCGGCGGCGCGGCAGCAGCAGGAGGCCCCAUUAGCUAAAGUGGUGUUUCAGGUUAAGAACAGUUUCAGGUUAAGUAUGGACCUCCAGAACGAAUUAAGUACUUAACCUGAGGUACCACUGUACGUAUAAAGUUUGUUGCUGAAUUUCACCUUUUGUGAUUUCUGAUUAGGUGAAUCAUUAAGGAAUUUUGACCGAGGAAAGAAGAGUCUCUCUCUCUCUCUCUCUCCCUCUACACACACACACACAUACACACACACUCUGUGGGGGUCAUUGCAUCCCUAGUAAGCUUUAGAUUCCUGCUACGUACUGUAUUCUCAGUAAACCUUUCACUACAAUUUAGGCCUCUACACUAACCAUCAUAACUAAAAGGUUUCCUGUGACCUUCUGACUUUGUUUCACAAAGAAGCAACAACCAACAUGCCAUUAGCUUCACAAUGAAGCUUGUUACCUAAUACCUGCCUGGAUAUGAUCACAGCAAAACAACCCUCAGUUGCUGCUUUUGCCCCUUAGGUUGGCUGGAGGGUAUGCAUGGCAACAACUCGAGAAAGACAAAAAUGCAUUUCCAAAGGGAGAGACUCUAAUCUUAUUCCUCAACCCAGUAACAUUGGCCAACUUGGAUCACCCCUGCCUUGAAGAACAACCUUAAACCUUCACGCACAAGGCAGAGCUGAUGUCUUUCUGAGCAUGUGCGGAUGAACUGUAGUCAAGAUAACAAAGGAGCAUCAAAAGAGGAGAGUUGCUUGGACAAUUGUGUGUGUGUGUGUGUGUGUGUGUGUGUGUGUGUGUAAGAGCCUGCUUGAAGGCAGCAUCUUUGGUCACCAGCUUUGAAUACUCCAGAAGCAGUGACAGGCUUCUUGCCAUUUGCUCCUAGGUUGGCCAUCUAGCUGCAGCCAAAGCAAUCUAAUGGUACGUCUGUAAUGGAAAUGGCAUUUCACUAUAGCCAUAAAAACUUGACCUCAGUACAAAAACUAUGUACCAGCCCAAUUUAAUCCCUUCCACAACUUGGGAGGUAUUAAAGCUUCACAAUGAUAAUUGUUGGGAAACAGCUACAUUUGCAAAGAAAAGAAAAGAAAAGAAAAGAACGCCUUCCUUUAACCUCAAACUUCAGAAUGGCUCAGCUAAUUUUGCUUGAAUGUCAUAGAAAGAAGAGAAAAAUUAUCUGCCUGAGGCAGACAUAAAGGCAUGAAAAAAAUUCACUCAAAUACUUAGAAAGUAACACAAGCAGGGAAAAUAGCACCAGGGCUUUAGACUAGUAAGAGUGAGGCAAAUUGAACCAUAAUAGCAGUUAAAAACAAAACAAAAGACAAAAAAAUGUACCUGUAAGACUAGAUAUAGAUAUAGAUAUAGAUAUAGAUAUAGAUAUAGAUAUAGAUAUUGGAUUUAUUAUGGUAUUAUGGAUAUUUAAAGGUAAAGGUAAAGGCACCCCUGCCCAUACGGGCCAGUCGUGUUCGACUCUAGGGUUGUGCGCCCAUCUCACUUAAGAGGCCGGAGGCCAGCGCUGUCCGGAGACACUUCCAGGUCACAUGGCCAGCGUGACAAAGCUGCUCUGGUGAGCCAGCACCAGCGCAGCACACGGAAACGCCGUUUACCUUCCUGCUAUAAAGCGGUACCUAUUUAUCUACUUGCACUUAGGGGUGCUUUCGAACUGCUAGGUGGGCAGGAGCUGGGACCGAAAGACGGGAGCUCACCCCGCCGCGGGGAUUCGAACCACCAACCAUACGAUCGGCAAGUCCUAGGCACUGAGGUUUUACCCACAGCGCCACCCGCCACCCUAUGGAUAUUUAGGAGUCAAAUAAUUGAAAACACAGUUUGACAAGCGUCAUGAUAAGAAAAGCCCUCUCUUCGUGACCCCAUGGACCAGAGCACGCCAGGCACUCCUGUCUUCCACUGCCUCCGGCAGUUUGGUCAAAUUCACGUUGUUAGCUUUGAGAACACUGUCCAACCAUCUUGUCCUCUGUCGUCUCCUUCUCCUUGUGCCCUCCAUCUUUCCCAACAUCAGGGUCUUUUCCAGGGAGUAUUUUCUUCUCAUGAGGUGGCCAAAGUAUUGGAGCCUCAGCUUCAGGAUCUGUCCUUCCAGUGAGCACUCAGGGCUGAUUUCCUCCAGAAUGGAUAGGUUUGAUCUUCUUGCAGUCCAUGGGACUCUCAAGAGUCUCCUCCAGACCAUAAUUCAAAAGCAUCAAUUCUUUGGCGAUCAAUCUUCUUUAUGGUCCAGCUCUCACUUCCAUACACCACUACUGGGAAAACCAUAGCUUUAACUAUACAGACCUUUGUUGGCAAGGUGAUGUCUCUGCUUUUUAAGAUGCUGUCUAAGUUUGUCAUUGCUUUUCUCCCAAGAAGCAGGCGUCUUUUAAUUUCGUGACUGCUGGCACCAUCUGCAGUGAUCAUGGAACCCAAGAAAGUAAAAUCUCUCACUGCCUCCAUUUCUUCCCCUUCGAUUUGCCAGGAGGUGAUGGGCCCAGUGGCCAUGAUCUUAGUUUUUUUUAUGUUGAGCUUCAGACCAUAUUUUGCACUCUCCUCUUUCACCCUCAUUAAAAAGUUAUUUAAUUCCUCCUCACUUUCUGCCAUCAAGGUUGUGUCAUCUGCAUAUCUGAGGUUGUUGAUAUUUCUUCCAGCAUUCUUAAUUUCGGCUUGGGAUUCAUCCAGUCCAGCCUUUCGCAUGAUGAAUUCUGCACAUAAGUUAAAUAAGCAGGGAGACAAUAUACAGCCCUGUCAUACUCCUUUUUCCAAUUUUGAACCAAUCAGUUUGUUCCAUAUCCAGUUCUAACUGUAGCUUCUUGUCCCACAUAGAGAUUUCUCAGGAGACAGAUGAGGUGAUCAGGCACCACCAUUUCUUUAAGAACUUGCCAUAGUUUGCUGUGGUCGACACAGUCAAAGGCUUUUGCAUAGUCAAUGAAGCAAAAGUAGAUUUUUUCCGGAACUCUCUAGCUUUCUCCAUAAUCCAGCAUAUGUUUGCACUUUGGUCUCUGGUUCCUCUGCCUCUUCUAAAUCCAGCUUGCCCUUCCGGGAGUUCUCGGUCCACAUACUGCUUAAGCCUCCCUUGUAGAAUUUUAAGCAUAACCUUGAUAGCGUGUGAAAUGAGUGCAAUUGUGCGGUAGUUGGCGCAUUCUUUGGCACUGCCCUUCUUUGGGAUUGGGAUGUAGACUGAUCUUCUCCAAUCCUCUGGCCACUGCUGAGUUUUCCAAACUUGCUGGCACAUUGAGUGUAGCACCUUAACAGCAUCAUCUUUAAAAAAAUUUAAAAGUUCAGCUGGAAUACCAUCACUUCCACUGGCCUUGUUAUUAGCAGUGCUUUCUAAGGCCCUAUUUUAGGCCAAAUAUGUUUUGGCUAUGAGACGAUUCCCCAGUAAAGAUUGUACUAGGUUUUACUGAAUCCAGGGGGACAUUCUGAACUCUAGGCAUAAGAUUGUCAUUUAUGAUUACUAGUGUGGGCCUAUUCAGGGAUUUCAUAGGUUUACAUUUAAAAUGUGAAGUGUGGGUGUGCAAACCUGAUGUUUUAAAAUACAGGUAUCUGACAGUUACACUCACUAGAGAGCAACCUAGGGUGCCAACCUGAAUAAAAUAUGGGCCCAGGUAUGCCCCACGCAGUGCACACACACCAUUUGAAUGGGAAUGCCCAUCAACUUUGUGAGGGCCUGGCCCCCUCAAAUAUAUUAUUGUGGGGGCCAAAGUGCCCCCGGCCCCUAGGAGUUGGCUCCUACGCUAGAGAGCCAGAAUUGAUGGUUGAGAAACCUUGAUGAGAAACCAGGAUCUCUUGCUGUAUAGUUUUUUAAAAACAGAAAAUGCCUGAAAUAGCUAAAUCAAUAUGCACCUCCAUAAACUUGGUUGCUAGCUUUGAUCACUUUAUAUAUUAAAUGAAUAUUGAUGAAAACGUCUGGCUUUUCUGCAUUGAUCCAGAUACAGUCCAUAUCGCUUGCUAAAUGAAAACUUGAAUAUCCAAAUGGAUACUUCAUGUGUGGUUCUUGAGCCUGAGGUAAUGACCAAGCAUGUCAAUCCCACUGAUCAUCUGUUCAGGACAGGGGGGCCAACUUGCCCCCCACAUUAACCUCCCAAGCUUGUUGCAGCCGCUGCCUGGCUUCUGGGCUGCCGGGCAGAGGCUUAGGCGCGUGGAGGGUGCCUGGCAGUGGUGGGGGCAGUGCCCCCCUAAAUAUUGGGGGGAUGCUGCCCCCUGUCCUGCCCCAAAAUUUUGGGGGAGCUGAAUCCCCCUCUGCCCCCUAUAUCUGGCGCCACUGGUUGAAGAAGAGAGAAACUGGAUUCCAUCUGCUCCACUCCCUUCUCCCCCCCAACAACUGUUUGGUGGGAUUUCAGACUUGCCCCCCUUAAGGGCUGUGUGUAGCAUGCAUCGUAACAGGCUAGAAAGAGCAGUGAUGGGGGUAAAUCUAUUCAAUCUGCAUAUAUGGAUAAACCUACUGAAUUUGCACUUCUUAAGACAAUCGAUAAAUUUCCAUGAGGUUCAGAGCAAAGUGCAGGGUCAGCGAAACAUGAGUAAACAACCAAAUAAAAAAGUCUUACUUGUUUCUUAAAGCCAGCCACAGUAGGAGCGGCCCAUGUUUCCCAAGGGUGGGGGUUUCAGAAUCAAGAGGCCGCUACCAAAAAUCCCUUGCCCCAUUUCACAGACCCUCCAAGUGUCCCUUUUUUCCAAGGACAGUCCCAGAUUUACGGACGCCGUCCCGGUUUCUGAUUUGAUCCUGGAAUGUCCUGCUUUUUGUUAGGAUGUCCCUAUUUUCGUCAGAGAAAUGUUGGAGGAGAUGGGGGUUAUGUGCUCCUCAAGCCAAGGAGAUAUAACCUUUAGACGACAUCUGAAGGCAGCCCUGUAUAGGGAAGUUUUUUCUAAAGUUUAAUGUUUUAUUAUGUUUUUAUAUAUGCUGGAAGCCACCCAAGAUGGCUGGGGCAACCCAGUCAGAUGGGCGGGGUAUAAAUAUUAUUAUUAUUAUUAUUAUUAUUAUUAUUAUUAUUAUGUUUAGUCAUUUAGUCGUGUCCGACUCUUCGUGACCCCCUGGACCAGAGCACGCCAGGCACUCCUGUCUUCCAGUGCCUCCCGCAGUUUAGGACAUCCCUAUUUUUAUCGGAGAAAUGUUGGAAGGUUUGAUGUCACCAUUGCCCUAGCAUCUUGUAGAGAUGGGAUCAUUAGAGCUUCUCCAGCGGACUUCAGGGCAGUAGACAGGCAUACAGGGAGAGGCAUUAUUUUAGGAACCUGGAGCUCAGGAAGGGGCACCGACUUACCUCUCACAUUGCGAGGACCCAGAGUCAUGUGACGUCAUUCAUAAUGUCACGUGCGCCCCCCCUCCCCGCACAUCCCACCACGCCCUCCGGUGCACGACUGCUCACCCAGCAGCGGGGUCUGAGGCACGGGGUGGGUGAUAUUCACCAUCCACGCAUCCCACCCCUGCCAGCUCCCGAACACUCACCCAGCGGCGGCAGGGAAUAGUGGCCCCUCAAUAUUUGGGGGGGGCCCUCAGCUCCCCCCAAGAUGUUAAACGACAGCUAAAUGGUCAUUUAAAUUUCCACUCCCCAUGACCUAGAUGAUAAAUUGCUGAACACUCAAGAAUAUAUAACAGAGGGAAAUAUGGGCAUCACAAACCAUUACUUGCUUUGUGUCUUGGUGUAGAAACUGGCUAAAAAUAAACUUUGCUGAAUGAAAGUUGAGUAGUUGGGAUCAGUCCCCCACCAGCCUUAGGAGGAAGAAUGAGUAACUCUGUCUGAUUUCGGUGUGAGCUGUUCAUCUCCAGGGUGAAGGAAAUAUGGAUCACAAAUUUCUGAAUGCUUUAAAAUAAACAAAUGACUGUGAGGACUUAGCCUCAGCCAAAUCACCUCACCCCUCACAUUUCUCUUUAGGCCAAGCUGGCCCAAGACCAUUUGCCACCUGAAGGAGAAAAAGAAAUGGCAUCCCUGCUCAUGUCACGGUUCCUGGUAAGCGAGAAUGGUCAAGUUAUACUAGCACGUGAUGUAGAAAAUUUCACAAUUGCCUCUCCUUGGGAGUAA